CCGGCCUCCCUUUUCCGGCCACCGUGGCUCGCCCGGCGCCGCCGGGCUGCGCCACCCUCGGCCUCUUGCUCGGCGAGUCCUCUUGCUCGUUUGCAACUCGUUUGCAUACAUACCACUGCACACAAUGUCCUCGUCCGUAGAGCCCGUAGAGGAGAAGGCAAAGCAGGAGCUCGACAGCCUUGCCGACCGCGACGUCGACUCUACCGACAGUGAAGUCCGGUACAUGGCGUACGGUGCACGCCUGCGGACCGUCUUACGCGCGGGGCAGCGCUACGUCGCCUAUACCAGUGAUAUUGGAGAGGCGUUUCGCCCAGUCGUGCCACCAGCAGUCGUGACGGCUGCCUAUGGCAUCUCUUGGUUAUAUCUCACCGGAGAUGUCGGUUACGAAGCGUAUAAGGCACAUCGGAGAGGACCGUCACCUCUGGAGGCAGCACAUUUCUCUGAGCCAACCAGAGUUGGUAUGGUUGCUGUAAAGCGCGCCACUUUCCAGUCCAUCGCGUCGAUGGCACUUCCUGCUUUCACCAUUCAUACCGCUGUACACCAGGCGAAGAAGGCAUUCGCAAACGUGAAGAACCCGCGUGUCAAAAUGUGGGGUCCGACUGCGACUGGCCUUGCGAUUGUCCCAAUCUUGCCCUAUCUCUUUGACAAGCCCGUUGAACACGCGACAGACGCAGCGUUCGAGUGGAUAGAGAAGAAGAUCAUAGAGCGGGAGAAGAAGACAGUCUAGAUAGCACCAGACAGUGAUACAAUCUACUCCAUUGAUACAACAUCCGGCAAUUUGAAUGCCAUACUUUAACUGCUGCCGAUCGUACACGAGUGGAACAACUACCAA
Molecule: messenger RNA, 832 nt
Organism: Rhodofomes roseus
Lineage: Eukaryota; Fungi; Basidiomycota; Agaricomycetes; Polyporales; Fomitopsidaceae
Product: mitochondrial 18 KDa protein-domain-containing protein
Exons: 5
Coding region: 125-727 (200 amino acids)
Biological process (GO): mitochondrial fission
Cellular component (GO): mitochondrion
Source: RefSeq, a predicted model, not a curated record